UGACGCCGCGUUCUGUCGCGGCGCCGGCGCCACCGCUAUCGCCUCCUCGCCAUCUUCUAUCAGAGGAGCCCGGUCGUUCACCCUGCGCGGCUCCGUGGACGGCGGCAGCUUUGCCCCAGUUUUCUCUCGGCUGGACCGGACCGGACCGAACCGAGCGCACGCUCUCUCACCCGGGAAGGGGCAGGUGGGUUUCCUGUGGAUGCUCCAAUUUCCUCCUACAGUCUAAAGACAGACAAGUUAGUAGUAGGAAGGAACUGCUACCUAAAGAAAAAUAUAGCUGGGUCAUAAUAUGAACAGUCCAGUUAAUUUUGGAUGAUUGAAAGGGGCUUGGAUCAGCAAAUGAAUGAAGCAAUGCAGCAAGUGUUGGACAACCUCAAUGAGUUGCCCACCUCAACAGGAGCGAAGGAGAUAGAUCUGAUCUUCCUCAAAGGAAUAAUGGAGAGUCCAAUUGUCAGAUCUCUUGCCAAGGCUCAUGAACGACUUGAAGACACCAAGCUAGAAGCUGUGAGAGAGAAUAAUGUGGAUCUUGUGAAGCAAAUUCUUGAGGACAUCAGCUGUGUCACCCAUCACAAUGAGUAUGCGGCAGAGUUGGCUAUAAUUCUCAAGGCGCCACAUUUUCAGUCACUUUUGGAAGCCCAUGAUUUAGUUGCAUCAAAGUGCUAUGAAACACCACCCUCAAGCCCCAGUCUCCUAAACGAUUCCUUGUGUAACCAGACGGCAUCAGGGGAUGCAGUUCGUAUGAUUGGAAUUCAGAAGAAAGCCGGUGAGCCUUUGGGUGUUACCUUUAGGGUGGAGGACAGUGAACUGGUAAUUGCAAGGAUUCUUCAUGGUGGUAUGAUUGAUCGGCAAGGUCUUCUGCAUGUGGGGGAUAUCAUUAAGGAAGUCAAUGGCACUGAAGUUGGAUCCGACCCAAAGGUACUGCAAGAAAUGUUGAAGGAUUGCAGCGGUGGAAUUUCAUUUAAGAUUUUGCCCAGUUAUAAAGAAACUCCUGUGCCCUUGCAGGUCUUUGUGAAAUGCCAUUUUGAUUACAAUCCAGCCAAUGACAGUUUAAUCCCAUGCAAAGAUGCAGGGUUGAAGUUUUCUAGAGGGGACAUCCUUCAAGUUGUGAAUCGAGAAGAUCUCAACUGGUGGCAGGCUUUUCACAUGAAGGGAGGAGGAAGUGCAGGUCUAAUUCCCAGCCAGAUGUUGGAAGAAAAAAGAAAAGCCUUUGUUAAACGGGACUGGGAUCUCUCAGGUUCCUCUGGGCCAUUUUGUGGAAUAAUAACUGGUAAAAAGAAGAAAAAGAUGAUGUACCUCACAACAAAAAAUGCAGAAUUUGAUCGGCAUGAAAUUAUGAUCUACGAGGAAGUAGCGAGGAUGCCACCCUUUCAAAGAAAGACUCUAGUGUUGAUAGGAGCACAAGGUGUGGGACGACGGAGUUUAAAAAAUCGGCUCAUCGUAAUGAAUCCCAUGCGGUUUGGAACAACUGUCCCAUUUACUUCAAGGAAACCGAGAGAUGAUGAACAGGAUGGGCAUGCUUAUAGGUUUGUAUCAAGAGCAGAAAUGGAGGUAGACAUCAAAGCUAGCAGAUACCUGGAACAUGGGGAGUAUGAAGGAAACCUUUACGGGACAAAGAUCGACUCCAUCCAUGAGGUUGUUCACACAGGACGAAUGUGCAUUUUGGAUAUUAAUCCACAGGCACUGAAGAUAUUGAAGACAGCUGAAUUUAUGCCGUAUAUUGUGUUUGUUGCUGCUCCCGAAUUAGAAACACUUCGUGCCAUGCACAAAGCUGUCAUUGAUGCUGGCAUCACAACUAAACUUCUAACAGACACAGACUUGAAAAAGACAGUAGAUGAAAGUGCUCGAAUUCAGCGAGCAUAUAGCCACUACUUUGAUUUGACCAUUGUCAAUGAUAACUUGGACAAGGCUUUUCAGAAACUACAGACUGCAAUAGAAAAACUCUUUAUCGAGCCACAAUGGGUCCCGGUUAAUUGGGUAUACUAAUACAUUGAGGAUUAAAUCUUUUCUUGGUUGCUUCGAUAAGAAUUGAAUAACAUUACAUCAGAUGCAGAGGCAGGAAAGCUCUGUUUUAUCUCAUGCCUUUAUAUUCUUUCUAGAUUUUGUUUAUAGUACACUAUUUUGGCAUUUUAUAUAAAUAACUGAAGGGAAAGUGUUCUUAUAAAUGUAAUUUAUUUUAAUUUUUUUCUAACUUUUUACAGCUGGUGUUUGUACCCAUACAUAUCAAGUGAAGGAAAAUAAGUUGCAAUGAAAUUCUUAUUUGCCUUCAAGUAUCUAGUUUACAGACAUAUAUUCAAGUCUUAAGCUUUUUUGAUGCAAAGUAAAUUUUUUUUUCAGAUUUCAAACUUCUAAUUGGUCAUAAAAUUAUUGGUUAACUAAAUCUCUCUUGAAUGUUUCACCUGAAGGUUUGCAUCAAGUAAUAUAUAAUUUCUGUAAUACUUGCAGAUGAUGAAAUCCUUCAGGUGUUAGCAGUUAAUACGUAGCUACAGUCUAUUCCAAAAAUGUAGUGAGUCCUCCUCCCAUUUGAUAUUUGUAAAGAACAACUUAAGCUGAUCUCUGGCCUUGAAUUGUCACCAUUUUAUCUCUUCACCGUUUCUGCCUGCAUCAUUUGAGUUCAAGUUGAAUAUAGGCAAUCCCUGUGUACUUACUAUUCUGAAAAAGUCAACAGAUUGCAAGUUGAUAUCAUUAUCAAGUAAUUCAAAAGUUCAAAGUUAAUUUAUUAUCUAAGUACGUACAUGUCACCAAAUGCUACCCUGAGAUUCAUUUCCUUGCAGGCAUUCACAGUAGAGUGAAGAUGUUGAUGACUGUUCUUGACUCCGUUUUCUAAGGAUAAACAUUUAUCAGUUACUUUAUCCCUAUUUUGAAAGUGUCUUGCAUUUGUAUAAGCACUUUCAGUACAAUGGCAUAUGCCAAGAUGCUGCAUGACAACCUCCAGCACUACCUGGCAGAUAGGCUAAGGAGUGAGGUAGGCGACUUUAGUGUUAGAGCUAUUGUGGCCGGUCAGUAAACUGCAAUUCUGGAUGGCUUCCACUAUACCUUUAAAUAUCUCCCUCUUCUAUCACUUGGAUCUGUGCUAAUUUGUUAACCAGCAUAAUUAUUGUUUGUCUUCUUGAAGGAAUUAGAAGACAGUUUGUGAGAAUGAAACCUAAGUCUAUGUUCUUCUGUUUUGUCAAGUAUGAUCCAGAAUGCAUUAUGGAAUGUGGUUGGCUAAGAGAGCUCUUGCAUUACUUAAAAAAAACUAAAGCUAGGGCUUGUCACCAUUUCUUGUGAUCGUUGUCUUUUUGUCAUUUUCUCAAUCACAGAAUUGGUAUUUCUACAGACAUUAUCUUUUCAUCCUAGCCAAAGAGCCCAUACUGCUGCUGAUCUUUCAUGUAUGUCAUUCCUUUCUGGUAACUGUUAACUGCUGAAUUAUAAACCCUCCUUUUGUGUCAUGCUGACUAGUAUGAUUCAGAAGUACUUUAGUCAUGCAAUAGGCUGAAACAAUUUAUUUUCUCCUGAAAAUAGCUGUUAGCUAUUUUUAACCAAAAAUGAGCAAAGCAAACAUAAUCUUAAAAUAUGUUUCUUUAAAUUAAGUAGAAAUUGUCCAAAUCAAAAUUCAUGAUUAGCCCACAUCUAUCUUAAUAGUGGUGGCAAUUUAAAAGAUUCUUAUAGGUGUUAGUUAUUAAUUUAAGCUCAUUUUGGAUUCCAAACUGUGCUACAUGUGAAUGGAAUAGACUGUGGCUUUCUCUUCUCUCCGUUACUAUUUACACAACUCUUUAA
This is a messenger RNA of Hypanus sabinus (Atlantic stingray), 3756 nucleotides long. RefSeq names its product protein PALS2-like. NCBI's taxonomy places the organism in Eukaryota, Metazoa, Chordata, Chondrichthyes, Myliobatiformes, Dasyatidae. The record is from RefSeq and is a predicted model, not a curated record. Gene Ontology annotation, cellular component: plasma membrane; cell-cell junction. Bases 313 to 1983 code for a protein of 556 amino acids. The transcript has 14 exons. Gene Ontology annotation, molecular function: protein binding.